GUGAAACACCACAAUUAGAUCGGGAGGAUGGUUGUGAUGCCUUCAGGGACCGGUGUGGUCCGUUCACUACAAUCUAGGUCAACGACAACAAUAGUAGUAAUAAACCACGCAUAUAGUUAUAUAUAGUUAUGGUUAUUACAGGUUAUUACUAAGGUAAUAACAGUGUUGUUGUUGUGAUUGACAGGUUAUGAACUUCUGUCUGUUUGUUUGUUUCCUGUUUUUGUUUUUGUUUACUGUUUGUUUACUGUUUGCUCAUCUGUCAUCAAAGGAGAACUGGAUCAGUGGAUUCAGGUCAGGGGUCAGAUUUAGAUUUUAUUUCUAAAACAAUAAUCUUCAAUGUUGAUACUGUGAAUGACGACGAUGACUACUACUACUACUACUACUACUACUACAGUACUACUACUACUACUACUACUACUACUACUACUACUACUGUAUAAAGGGACUGUGUGACCGGGUCCACCGUCAGACCUGGUCCUGGUUCUGGGUCAGUAGACCACUGCUGGCUGACAAGUGGAAAAAUCCCGUGUAAACUCGGAGGACACACUUCUGUGCGUCACGUGUAGCAGCUCUUUGUAAAGGUUAACGCGGCUCUGUGUGCGUAUGUGCGCGCGCAUUUGUGCAUGUGCAGCUCUCUUAACCCCUUCGUGGGCGAGCAGACUGUAGAAGAACAACAUAGGAGUGAGAGCAGCAGCAGCAGCAGCAGCAGGGAUGGGGGCUCGGUCCUCGUCCGUCCUGGAUCCUUGUCCACGCUCUGUGAGUCCACGCGUCUUCACCUCGGCCCGGUCUGGAGCCGAGAGCCAAGAAUAGCCCGUAGGAAGGACGGAGUUCGGUGAAGGCAGCUGCUCAGAGACUUUCAUCAAGAAAGAGAGGAGAGAGAGGAGAGAGAAGAGAGAUAUCCCCCUGGAGACGACACUCAGAGGUGGACGGGCCGACCUACUGAUCCACAUCUGAUCCACUGUGGCCUCAUAGUCUGAACACUGGAUCAGCUGGACUGAACUGGACCUGUCAGUAGAACCUACGGUGACUUCAUCACCAUCCUCUUCGACUUGACCUGCAGCUGCUUUUUUUUUUGCUCUGCUGCUCCAGUAAUAAUUCAAACUGGCUUUAUCAAAACAAAAAUGGAGAAUCUAACUAGCGCACUCAAAACGUUGACCAAGAGCUCAGGGAACAGCCUCGACUGCCUGGAGACCCUCAGCAGUUAUGAGGAGCCCAUCGAAGAGGCUCCAGCUCGUCUGGGGCGCCUGAUCAAACCUAAGCCCAACAUGAACUGCAGGCGGAAGCGGGAGUUCAUUUCUGACGAUAAAAAGGACGCCUCCUACUGGGAGAAACGACGGAAGAACAACGAGGCUGCCAAGCGUUCCAGAGAGAAGCGGCGACUCAAUGACAUGGUUCUGGAGAACCGUGUCAUGGCACUGAACGAUGAGAACGUGAGGCUGAAGACCGAGCUGCUGCAGCUGAAACUGCGAUUCGGCCUCAUAAGCACUGCUUCGUACAUCGAAAAGAGCCAGCAGAUUGGGGGAGGAAGUAACACAGGAAGUGGUGCCUCCCCCUUAUCCUCCUCCAGUCAAUACUACUCCAACAGUUACUCGAGUGGUUCUCAGGUGAUGGUGACAUCAGACUCCUCAGAAACAGAACAAUCAGGACGUAACGAGGGUCACAGGCAACUGGUCAAAUACUCCCCACGAGGUUCCCUCUCCGACAUGUCCGACGGUUCCUCCAGGGACAGCCCCGAGCCACUUCCCUUCGAGAUCAAACAGGAGGGCGACAGGCUGGAGAUGGACAUCGCCAACGGCACCACGACCCAGAUAAUGUUCAACAUCCAUCACAGCCUGGGUUCUGUCCCGACUCACCACCAGAUCCAUCAGCGUUCUCAGGAGCUGGAGGCCACGUACCUCAGCCAGCAGCAGCAUCACAACAAUCAGGAACCUGCUAAUGAAACCAACACUACAGGGCACACCUCUCCUCACCCCCCCGCCGCCCAGAGGAGCGUCAUCCUGUACGGCUCCAGCAGCGCCUCCUACCCUGUGGACAGGACCCAGGACGCGGAGGUGACCACGGCCCAGAACUGUGUAAGCACAAAGACGCCGACAGAGGUGACAAACCAGAGAGAACGGACCAGACCGGAGCAGAGUGGAGGGAGGGAGGUCUACACUGUCCUCCCCCAGCAGCUGCAGCAGGACACUGACUCUCCUGCCGAGCUCCUACACACGCCAGUGGAGGAGGUCAACCACAUGCAGCUGUACCAACAUCUCCAGCACCUUCAGAGUUCAUACCUCAGUGCCCAUGAUGAGGAGCCCCCCCUGCUGGCCUAUGAGGGUGGUUAUUAUCAAGGACGACCAAGCUCCUGUCCCAGGGACACAUCGUCCAACGAAGUGGACCAACGCAUCUCCGACAAAGAGGACGAUGACGAAACCCCCGCCUCCUCCUUCUCAGACGUCAUCAGAUACAACGACCCACACCGUGCAGGGCUCCACCAGCCCCCCUCGCCUGUGCCAUCUUCUCAGGGCUCCACCCAGGGCUGGGAUCCUCAGGCGGAGGUGAAGGCCACCGCGCUGCCCCACAAACUCAGACUCAAGCAUCGCGCCAUGAGCACAGGAAGUAACAGCAGCAGCAGUGGAAACUCCUCUGGCCAGGAGUCCCCGACCUCACCUCCCUCUGCCACACCGCCCCCCCUCCCACAGCAUCCCUACUUUUCCCUUUCUCUGCAGCAGAACAGGGAGAGGGGGGGUCCGGUGGAAGGCCCCGGGGAGAGCAGUCGAAUCAAGAGGCAGGAUUAAGGAACAAUGUGGACUGUUCUCCAAUCAGAACUAUCCUGCCAUCAUGCCUUCGUCCUACAAUCAGACCCCCCCGCCCCCGCCCUCUGAAGCACUUGGGACAGGAAGUUGAGCUUGUCCACACCUUGUAGGGCUGUAAUAUAUUUGUAUAUAUUGUACAGAGUUGUCACUUCCUCUUCAAACUUACAAAGCACUUUUGUUUAUGAUGAGAGGAGGAAUGGAACCGUCUUCUCUCCCACCCCCCCCCACCCCAACCCGGGAAGCACAUUUAAUGACUUAGAAACAAGAAUGUGGGAAAUCAAAAGAGUCUCAGUUUUAUCAGUACACAAAAUGUACACACAAUGUACACAAAAUGUACACAACCUGUGGUAGAGACUUGACCGUAGACAAAUACUCUUGUCUGGCUACUGCCUUAAAACAUCCCAGAACUGACACCAGGUGACAGCCCCUGACCAAAGAAGCACCGACACUACAAACAGGAAGUUCCAUAGCUCUCCCCUCCUCCACCCGUCACCACCGCCAUCACGUCACUAAAGAACACCGUCGCCUUUAUUUUCUAAGCACUUGGUUUGUAUAUUACUGUGAUAUAUGAAUAUAUGUAUGUAUCUAUUCUAAAUAUAUAUUUUACAAAGAAAAUUUGAAUACAAAUUCAAGAAAAAAUGUAACGUGCGGUAGCAAAAUGUGGACGUUUUGGGACGAGACUUAAAAAUGAAACUCAAUCACUGUACGGUCACACAGUCGACUGUCGCCUCAGGUCCCACGUGAAUUACCAUCGCCUCACUCUCGAUUGUUAGCUAUAGCAUUGCUGAUGUUGUCGACGCAGCGUUUACACACAGGCCGUCCAGACGGGGGCGCCAACAGCACUGAACGGAGAAGACGUGGUUUCCUGAGGCCGCGGCCCACGUUAAAAUGUUGUGACCAGCCUUUAACUCUGACCGGUGGAGUUCACCAGCUGCAGGCUCUGAGCCUCUUUAACCUGAGCUUUAUCAAACACGUGUGUUUUUGUUGAUCCAGUGGAUUUAUUUGCCUCUUCUUCAGCUGCCCCUCACUGUUAAGAAGGAACGUAGACGAGAGAACGUGUACAGACAUUUGUAACGGAGGCAGAGGGGGAACCUGGAGCAGAGACAGGAGGAGGAGGAAGUGAGGUCUUGUAGAGUGACCAGGACUCCUGACAGUUGGAUUAUUGGGAAAUAAAUCCUAUAAUUCAACUCCAAACCUCCAAACCAGCCCUCAAAGAGAAGCAGCUGUUAGGAAGUCCAUGUGAAACGGGGUUGAAGAGUUCUGUUGCCUGACAGAACUCUUCAACCUUGACCAUGACCUGGAUGAUCUUCAU
Molecule: messenger RNA, 4110 nt
Organism: Cynoglossus semilaevis (tongue sole)
Lineage: Eukaryota; Metazoa; Chordata; Actinopteri; Pleuronectiformes; Cynoglossidae
Exons: 2
Coding region: 1122-2780 (552 amino acids)
Biological process (GO): circadian rhythm; regulation of DNA-templated transcription
Cellular component (GO): nucleus
Molecular function (GO): DNA binding; DNA-binding transcription factor activity
Source: RefSeq, a predicted model, not a curated record